Molecule: messenger RNA, 2306 nt
Organism: Taeniopygia guttata (zebra finch)
Lineage: Eukaryota; Metazoa; Chordata; Aves; Passeriformes; Estrildidae
Gene: FNTM1
Product: fibronectin type III and transmembrane containing protein 1
Molecular function (GO): protein binding
Source: RefSeq, a predicted model, not a curated record
CAGCAUCACUGGUCCACACACAAGAGUAUAUAACAGGGAUGCUCAGGCAGCAUACUGUCAAGGGGAGGAAAGCAAGAGAGUGGGGAAAAGACACUAUUUUCUUCUCCUGUGUGGUCUUUGAAAAGCAAGGCAACAGCAUCUUUAGACAAGAUGUGCUCUUGCAGGAAUUUAAGUGGAACAGACAAAGAAAUCAUGCCACCAGCAGCAUCAGAGAAAAAAACUGAAAUCACCAAGCAAUAAGAAUUCAGUCCAGAGAUUCUGAGGAGAAGAAAAAGCAAACUGGCAAACAAAGAUCAGUCAGGAAAUAAUUCAUGUAGAAAGGGAUACAAAAAAAUUGUUGUUUGCAACAUUUCACAGCAGCAUCACCAUAAAGCAAUUCUGUUCUGGAAUUUCCAUCAGGGAGCGACGAGCAUUACGAUUAAGAUCCAAACAACAUCCUCAGCGCUGCAGCUUCUCCAAAGAACAUCUUCCCUUUCCACAGGGAGAUCAGCAUCAAGAGAGGAAAAAAAACCUCCCAAGCAACAUCCUGAUGGGAAUAACCAUCCAAAACAUCACAGGAAACACAGCAAUGGUAAUUUGGCCAAAAAUGGCCAGUUGUGUCGACAGCUUUUACAGCAUCAUGUACCACCCUAACUGGAACAGCAUGCUGUCCAGCUACUCCAGAAAGAGCUUUCAGAGGGAAGAGAGGGUGCCCACCACUCGUUCCUCCUUUGUUGUCGAAAACCUGACUCCCCUCACAACAUACAUCAUGUGCGUGACCUGCCAGUCCGCAAACCCCUCCAGCGACCAGUGCAGAGUUUUUAACACACUGGAACGAGACCCAGCCUCGGCGAGCAACACCAAGAAAGAGCUGGCCCUGGGCAUCUGGCUCACCAGCAGCGUCCUGCUCCUCACCAUCGCCGCAGUCCUGCUCUACGGCUGCCUGCACCUGCUGUGCCGCAGGAGACACCAGCGCUCGCAAGAGCGCAACAGGACCUCCAAACAAGAGCAUGAGGAGCCAUGGACCAAAAGCGCGGCGCACGCCUCAGAUGAGCUCAGCAGGCAGAGCCAGCACACACAGGAUGCUGAGGAAAAGCAUCCAGGUGGCAUCCAGCUGGCCACAAUCAUAGAGAAUCCCUCAGUGUGCAAUGAGCCCAUCGUGCCAUCUUCUAAAAGUCAGGAGCAAGUCCCAGUAACGGGACAGUGCUCUGCUAUAAAAUAGAAAUGUUUUGUCCAGGAGAAGAUUUUUGCUACAUAAGGUACCCAGCUACUUCAAAUGCAUCACAUGCACUGUUGGUGCUCACAACAGGGAGCUCCAACUGCUCGCUGCAGCACUCCUGGAUGUACCUCUGAUAUCACACCCUUUCCAAAAGCUUGUAUGCAAAGGUCCAAACGCCCAAGAAGUGAGCACUUCAGACACCCUCCAUUAUUUAAAAAUGAAGCAUGUAGCAAGUAAUUGGUUUAUAUUCUAAGGAGAUUUUUUUCAUUGCUAUUCUUUAGCCUAAAACAGCAAACAAAUAUAAAAAGUAACCAGAAGUGACCAAAAUAAUUUUUGCUAACUAGCAUGAAUAAAACUGAGUAGGAGUUUUCAGAUGGCAACCCAGACUGCUACACUAUAGGCAACUGGAACAUACACACAGAGUGCACUGGUUUGCCAGUGUGAGUUUUACCCUGACAAUCCCAGCUGCUUCCCAAAACACACACUACAAGCAGUACUAUACUUAGACAACACAAUUCACUGCCCAUGGUGUUGUCCAUCCCUCCCAUCUGCACUGAGGUCAGUCUUAGAAUGUAAGAAUGUAAUUAAUUGUAUCCUCUCAUCUGUCUAAUUUUCCCUCAGUCUAAUACAUGCAAGAUAGUGACUUUGUAAGGACAUGUCUAAUUAAGGAAAUAUCCUGGGUUAUUUCAUUUUGCACUCUUCUGCUCCCACCACAAGCUACCUUCUGCUCCAUGGGCCAGAGACUCCCUGCAGAGAAAUGGAAUUCAGAGAUGCAGCUCCUGGCUCUUCCUUUUCUCUUUCCCUUUCAGUUUUAAUGAUAACAUGUGUUAAUCAGCUGCAAAUUUCUUUCCAAUUGCACAGUACAUUCUGUGUAAUGAAGGGGGGCAAAACAGUAAAAACAUGCCAAAAUGCAUUUUAUUUUUGUAACAAGAAAACCUGCUGAUCAUCUCACUCUGCCUUGAGCUUCAUGGCAAAGUGCCAAGGUCCUUUGGACAGAAAUUUGCUCACCCUCACAACGUGACAAGUGUUGUCUGAUUUACAUGUACAAGUCACCCUGUUUAAAAUCUCUUAAGUGCAUUUGUGUUCCAUUAAAACCUAAUAAAUCUUA